Messenger RNA from Lepus europaeus (European hare), 354 nucleotides. It is a transcript of the gene PPP1R1C, whose product is annotated as protein phosphatase 1 regulatory inhibitor subunit 1C. The record is from RefSeq and is a predicted model, not a curated record. The transcript is spliced from 5 exons. Gene Ontology annotation, biological process: intracellular signal transduction. The coding region runs from base 1 to 354 and encodes 117 amino acids. Lineage: Eukaryota; Metazoa; Chordata; Mammalia; Lagomorpha; Leporidae. Gene Ontology annotation, molecular function: protein phosphatase inhibitor activity. Gene Ontology annotation, cellular component: cytoplasm.
AUGGAGCCCAAUAGUCCCAAAAAGAUACAAUUUGCUGUGCCUUUAUUCCAGAGUCAGAUUGCACCAGAGGCAGCAGAGCAGGUAAGUGGACUUUGUUGUUUACAGAUCAGGAAAAGAAGACCCACUCCAGCAUCACUGGUGAUUCUCAAUGAGCAUAACCCCCCAGAAAUAGAUGACAAGAGAGCGACUAACACUCAAGGAGAAUCACAGAAUGCAUCCCCUAAACAAAGGAAGCAGAGCGUGUACACACCACCUGCCAUGAAAGGAGUUAAACAUCUGAAAGGUCAGAAUGAAUCAGCAUUCCCCGAAGAAGAAGAAGGUGUAAAUGAAAGAGAAGAACAGUGGGACCAUUAA